This is a messenger RNA of Perca fluviatilis (European perch), 3970 nucleotides long. Its product is annotated as solute carrier family 41 member 1-like. Bases 2127 to 3482 code for a protein of 451 amino acids. Gene Ontology annotation, biological process: monoatomic cation transport. Gene Ontology annotation, molecular function: monoatomic cation transmembrane transporter activity. The transcript has 10 exons. NCBI's taxonomy places the organism in Eukaryota, Metazoa, Chordata, Actinopteri, Perciformes, Percidae. Gene Ontology annotation, cellular component: plasma membrane. The record is from RefSeq and is a predicted model, not a curated record.
GUUCUGCACUCCAGCUUUAAGGUCGAGCUGCAGUGAAUCAUCGCUGACAUUGAGACGUGUGUGGAGUAGCAGUACAGCUUCUGUAUUUGGAAAAAAAGGAAAAAAAAAGCUGUUAGGGCUAGUUCAGAUUCUCCCUGCAUGUCAUCCCUCUCUCGCCCCGUUAUUUAUAUAUUCUUUUUAACUGUCAGUUUUCCAAAAUAUGAUACGUUGCCACUGAGGGAUUUGACUUGUUGAUUUAGUGUGGAAACACCAUAAACCUCCCAUUACUGGUCCAUCUUUAGCAGCUGUUGCUUCACAAUUCAAAUUACAGCCAGAAGUCAGAAGGGGGAGCUGCAGACAACAGAGCACCCGUUCAAAGUCAUGUCUCAAGGACACUUUUCAACUGAGUCACUGUACUGUGUGUGCGCGCGCGCGUGUGUGUGUGUGUGUGUGUGUGUGUGUAUGUGUGUGUGUGUAUGUGUGUGUGUUGACAUGGUCUUACUAAGUAUUCUGUAAUAGCUUACGUUACAUAAUAUACCAAAACUAAAAACCAGAUUGUCAGAACUUAUUUUAUUUCUUUUACGCCUAAAUAGCACUUUAGGUGUGUGUAGAGACUAUUGAUUUGAAUCUCUGUGCCAGACUUUGGCAAAUAUUUAUGUACAACAGACAAUUGAGGGACGUAAUGAACUCUGACAGACUGAAGAAGUCCAGCGGAUGACAGCUAGUAGCAGCCUGCGUGUUCUCCUCCAACCGAGGAGGAUACACUGUGUCCUUCCCAGGCAGCAGCAGCAGCAGCAGCAGCAGCAGUACAACAACGUGUUGGUGACAGGUACAGCACCUGCUGCUACUCAGAUUGCGUCACCCACUUCUAGUGAGGACAUCGAGAGCAGGGAAAGGAGGAGCCAUCAAAGAGAGGGGAGAGCAUGAUGCAGUAUUCUCUGAAAUGAUCUAAAUAGAAAACCAGGAGAAAGGAAGGAGAACUGAAGACAGAAGAGUCCUGAUAUAGAGUCUGGUCACCUUGCUUAUUCACAGACAUCUCCAGCAUCCCCUCCUCACACACACACACACACACACACACACACACACACACACACACACACACACACACACACACACACACACACACACACACACACUGUCCUCCCGUCUUGUCCCUCCCUCCACCACAGAGCGCCGGGACGUCUAUCCGUCUGGAACCAGAGGGAAGACCUGGCAACGACAGUCGACGUGUCUCGUCAGACGAGCCUUAGGCAUCACCCUGUCCAUCGGUGUCCCCCUUCGCACAGCUCGCAGCCUUGGACGGACGUCCCGGCGUUCCCCCUUGAUCAAAAUGAAGAAGAGCGAUCAAGCUCACGCAGAGCAUCAGCACAGCGGCGAGGAGAAAGAGAGGGAGCUGUGGAGAGAAAAGGAGGAGAAGGAGCGGCAGCACAGGAGGGCUGAAAAGAAAAUGCUGGCUUUCUGGAUGUCCUUGUCCCACAAGACCAGGACACUCUUCAGGCCCCGUAAGAGACCGGGCUUCCAGCGGUCCACCUCGGCCGUCCGGCUGCUAAAGAGUGAGGCGUGAGGAGGGACGGUGUGUGUGCAUGUGUGUGUGUGUGUGUAUGUGGAGGUCUGUCAGUAGCAGAGUGCCAACAGAGGCCUCACAGACCUGCUGUCAAGUGGACCCUUGUGUGUGUGUGUGUGUGUGUGUGUGUGUGUGUGUGUGUGUGUGUCUAAAUAUGUGUGUGUGUGCUCUGUUUAAGUGGAUAAAAGCAGCUUCCUCCGACUAGUCCACCAUCUGCAAAAGUACUUUGUGUCGCUGCCCUACCAGUGCUGGAGUGACAGGGGAAGGGCACAACAAGCUUGUUUAGUCCCCCUGUCACAUUUAUUUGCAAAACUACUUUAAAGAAACCAGUUUUUUUAAGCAAAGAGCCAUCGGCUGUGAUUUUUUAACGAGCCUGGGUCAGGUUGAAGACAACUUGGGAACAGUCAAAACAGGAAAGCCAGUUAGUGUUCCCUCUGACGAAAUGGAUCAUUUCCAAAGGAGCAUCCUUCUCAAAUCAGCUUGACCGAUUCAGCCAAAAACUUGGAAGCGGAUUUUUGCGGCGUCCUUCCCUACCAACACUACAGCCUACAACCUGGCAGGGAUGAGUUAACAGGGAUCAGCCAUGGUGGUGACCCAACUUUCUCUGGAGCUGCGUUUCCGAGGGAAGAAGCUGAGGGGCUUCACGUGCAAAGUGACCCGCUUGGCCCACGGCUUACUGCCGGAGAGCUCUUGGAUCAUCGCCGCCCAGAUCCUUCUGCCGUACCUGUUGUCCGGCCUGGGCAUGGUGGCGGCUGGGAUAGUCAUGGAUGUAGUGCAACACUGGGAUGUGUUCAAGGAGAUCUCAGAGGUGUUUAUCCUGGUGCCAGCACUGGUGGGGCUCAAGGGGAAUCUGGAGAUGACAUUGGCAUCCAGACUGUCAACAGCAGCCAACACAGGGCAGAUGGAUGAGGCUCAGCAGCAGUGGAGGAUGGUGUUCUGUAAUCUGGCUCUGAUUCAGGUCCAGGCCACAGUCGUGGGCUUCCUGGCAGCUGUUGCAGCAGUGGGCCUCGGGGGUCUGACCAGGGGCAGAGUGGACGUUAUCCAGGCAGCUGUCCUCUGUGCCAGCAGCGUCACCACUGCUUUCAUCGCUGCACUGUCUCUAGGUCUGCUGAUGGUGGCAGUGAUUAUUGGAUCCAGGAAGGUGGGCAUCAACCCAGAUAACGUGGCAACACCCAUCGCUGCCAGCCUCGGUGACCUCAUCACUCUGUCUCUGCUUGCUUAUGUCAGCAGCCUCUUCUUCUGUUACAGAGACAUGUGGUACCUGCCUCCUGCGGUGUGUGGCUUCUUCCUGCUCCUUAUCCCAGCGUGGGUUAUUAUUGCCCGACGCUCUCCAGUCGUCAGCGACGUCCUAAAAUCAGGCUGGCAACCGGUCAUUUUGGCCAUGUCCGUUAGCAGCAUCGGUGGUCUGAUUCUGGAUAAGACCAUAGCCAAUCCAAACUUCGAAGGUAUGGCAGUGUUCACUCCAGUCAUCAAUGGUGUAGGCGGAAAUCUGGUGGCCAUCCAGGCCAGCAGGAUGUCCACCUACCUCCACUACUGGGGCGUUCCUGGAGCUCUUCCAUUUAUAAUGGGUGUGGACUGUCCUGGACCCUGUGCAACCCUCUGCUCCUCAGAUGUUAACUCUAAAUCAGCCAGAGUCCUGAUCCUUCUUGUAGUCCCGGGUCACCUCCUCUUCCUGUACACCAUCCACCUCCUGCAGGGAGCCCAUACUGCCAUGACGCCCACCUUCAUCGUCUGCUACCUGUCCGCAGCUUUGCUUCAGGUGGUGAUUUUGCUUUACGUGGCCAGCCUGAUGGUGCGAUGGCUGUGGCGAAGGGGACUGGAUCCAGACAACUUCUCUAUCCCCUACCUCACAGCUCUAGGUGACCUGCUGGGGACUGGUUUCUUGGCAUUGAGCUUAAGGCUGAUCGUGAUGAUCAGUUCUACUGGGACUGGAGUUUGACACAGACACACGAUCUUGUACACCCUGAGUGUACUGCUCUCUAGUAUAUGCAAGUGGCUGAAGGACACUUGCAAAGCUCUUGGAUUUAAGAAAGAAGGUGAGAAUUAAAGAACAACAAGAGGUUAAGUAUGGCGUUAUAUUUGUGCCUCAAUACUGAGCGUCCAAAUGGGACAGAAGAAUAUGUUUUGGCAAGCACAUAGAUUUAUGUUUUUGACAAAUGAUUGCACAAAGAAUAAUUUAGUUGAAGCAAACAAAGAUCUAUUCUGCGCUCAAUAAAGUAUUUUGCUAUUAUCCAUAUAAGGGCAUUUUUCUCAGUUUAACUUAUUUAGGGCCCUAUCUUGGACCUGGUGCAGCGCAAAGCUCGACGCAAGUGUCUUUGCUAGUUUAAGACCGACGCGGUUGUCAAUAUCCCGUCCAGCGCCCGCGUUGUUUAAAUAGCAAAUGCACCUGCGCCCAUCUGUGCGCCCAUGGGCGUGCUGGUCUUACAG